GAGGCGGAGCCGGACCCCACCGCCGUGCCCACAGCGGAACCGGCCCGGCCCCACAGCCACCCCCCGCAGCCCGCCCCGAGGAGAGCGAGGACCCAUAGCCGAUCCCCAUCUCGUCCCGGAGCGGACUCGGCCCAGCCUCAAAGCCGGCCCCAGAGCGGACUCGUCCCGGCCCCGGCAUGGAGUUCGAGGAGGACGUGGAUGAGUUUGAUCCAGAGAGGUUAAUCCAGUGCCCGUUGGUGAAACACCAUUGGAUCAGAGCACGGCGGUUUCCCUAUCACCUGGUGAAGUGUAAGGAGAGCAACCCUGAAAUUGCAAAGAAAUUGGCCACAUGCCCCUUCAACGCUCGUCACCUGGUUCCAAAGGCCGACCUCGGCGACCACAUCAUGAAGUGCAGUGACAAAGCCUUCAUGGAGCAAGAUGUGGUGAGCCAGUCCUGUGAGCCCCCACAGGAGCACCUGAGUAAUGGGAGCACGUGGCAGGCACCUCCAUGUCAUGAAGACUGGGAAACAGAGUUGCUGGAGGGAUCUGAUUCUCCUUUCGUGUGGGGUGUGAUCAACUCUGCCCUAAACAGCACCAUCAGUGACCAGAACAACUCCUUGCCCCCACGGAUGCGGUCCCCUGAGACCCUCCCGUACACCAUGCCUGCAGGACUAAUUCGGACAAUUAGUCCCUCCCCCUGGAACUUGGUUUUGCUCCAGAAGUAAGUGUGUCCCUGACUUGGACAGGAGAGCUCCUGCAGAUGACAGACAUGCUCUGCACCUGAUGGCAGGACUCUACACUUGGCUUUUGUUGCAUUAUGUGUUUCUUGCAAUGUUUGAACAUGUGAAACUGUCCUUGCUUGCCAAAAGUUUCCCCCAACCACUUGUUUUAAAAGUUACUCUCACCUUUACUUGGUGAAUUUUGUUACUGUUCCUGAUAAAAUUACACAGACUCAGAAACCUUCCCUGCCCAGCCCUGGGUCAUGGUAACUCCCUGUGAACAGGAGGAACAUCGUAAUUGGCAAGUCUCUGUUUUUUGUAACAGGGAAUGAUCUGUGAGAUCUCUGAGACUGUUCUGUGUGCUCCAGAGAUGGGGAAACAGUAGAAGACCCUUCAGAAGGAUUUUAAGGAGUGGGGACUGAGUAAGUUAUUUUAAGCAGGGGAGAUAGGAUCUGAUUAUGUUCCUAAUUAGAGAAGUGAUAGUGGGAAACAACAGUUUGAGGAGCUGAAAAUACCCCCCCAGAAUCUUGUUCCUUCACUUGACACUUUAAAACCUUUGUGCCCGUGGAGGAGCCGCUUGGGUGCUCGUGGUCAGUGCUAACUGCAAACAGAGGGAUGCAGGAAUGGGAGGGGCAAUGUCCUGCAGGAAUGGCAGAUUUGGGAGAAUUCAGGCCUGGCACAGCAGAAACUGCUACAGUCCAAUUUCAGUGGAAGUCAGGAACCACCCAACAGUAACUUCCAGGAAUUUCUACCCUAUGCCUUAAGCAUCUUGCUGUUCUCAGGAAGCCUAGAGGGACUAUGUGGAGCUUCUGCUGGACAUUUGGGAGAAGUUUUGGCUGUUUGCUGGGGAGCUGCAGCAAUGCAGCUGAGGCUCUAGGAGUCGUGUUUGAGGGCCUGUUACAGCGUGGAGAGCACAAAGUGCUGAGAGUUUCUCCAGUCUGUGAAGAGGCUGAGACUAAAAUAAUCUGGAGCAGCCAAACUUGGAAGUAUUUUUUCUGUGCCAUGCGCUUUUUGUUUUUAUCUUGUUGGAGUCUGAGUUUGUCCACUCGGAGUAUAGCAAGUGUUCAGGUUGGGUUUUAAACUGUGUUGUCCUUUGCAGAGACUGCUUUGAGAGCAUCCUGACCUUCACUUUUGCACCCUCACACCUUCAGCCUUGCCUUUGUCACCUUAGGCCUUGCCUUGGUCUCCUGUGUGUGAGGGGCUUCCCCAGGCAGACCUUAACAGAGAAUCCUCUGCAAGUUCCUUGCAUCACACACAACUCCAAACAGGGGAAGUUUCAGGAGGACACUGAUACGCUUUUCCAGUUUUCAUUAGUUUUGCAAUUUUCUAAUGCUUAAAACAUGUUUGAGAGCUCUUAGGUACCUGUUCUGUAUUGGGGGAGGGAAGGAAGGGAGCAGGAAUGGUUUAAAUCACUAAAAAUACAUGUUUAGGACUGAAAAUGUUCAGAUCAAGCAGUAUAUUUCUAAACAUGCAAAUUACAAAAUGGGAUCUCAAUAUACAACUGUAAAGAAUUAAGAAGCCAGACGUGGUGUUUGUCUAGAAAAAGUAAUUCCUUAAUAUUUUCCUCUGCAGACUGAAUUUCCACCAUCUGUAUACUACCACUAGAAAACAAUGCAUGUUGACUGGAAUAUGCAAAAUCAGAAUUCGUUUAAAAUUCUGUCAAUUUAUGUUGAGGUUCUCAUUGGGGAAUUUAGAAUAAAAAUGUUUUAAAUGCCCUACA
This is a messenger RNA of Hirundo rustica (Barn swallow), 2418 nucleotides long. RefSeq names its product gametocyte-specific factor 1-like. The record is from RefSeq and is a predicted model, not a curated record. NCBI's taxonomy places the organism in Eukaryota, Metazoa, Chordata, Aves, Passeriformes, Hirundinidae. The transcript is spliced from 7 exons. The coding region runs from base 177 to 704 and encodes 175 amino acids.